Messenger RNA from Rana temporaria (common frog), 10496 nucleotides. It is a transcript of the gene ARHGEF40, whose product is annotated as Rho guanine nucleotide exchange factor 40. The transcript is spliced from 22 exons. The record is from RefSeq and is a predicted model, not a curated record. Bases 5410 to 9783 code for a protein of 1457 amino acids. Gene Ontology annotation, molecular function: guanyl-nucleotide exchange factor activity. Lineage: Eukaryota; Metazoa; Chordata; Amphibia; Anura; Ranidae.
CAGGGGGAGCCAGUGUGGACUUAUCAGGAGGAGUCAGUGUGGACUUAUAAGUGUGGACUUAUCAGGAGGAGUCAGUGUGGACUUAUAAGUGUGGACUUAUCAGGAGGAGUCAGUGUGGACUUAUCAGGAGUCAGUGUGGACCUGUAAGUGUGGACUUAUCAGGAGUUAGUGUGGACUUAUCAGGAGUCAGUGUGGACUUAUAAGUGUGGACUUACCAGGAAGAGUCAGUGUGGACUUAUCAGGAGGAGUCAGUGUGGACUUAUCAGGAGUCAGUGUGGACCUGUAAGUGUGGACUUAUCAGGAGGAGUCAGUGUGGACUUAUCAGGAGUCAGUGUGGACCUGUAAGUGUGGACUUAUCAGGAGUCAGUGUGGACUUAUCAGGAGUCAGUGUGGACCUGUAAGUGUGGACUUAUCAGGAGGAGUCAGUGUGGACUUAUCAGGAGUCAGUGUGGACCUGUAAGUGUGGACUUAUCAGGAGUCAGUGUGGACUUAUCAGGAGUCAGUGUGGACCUGUAAGUGUGGACUUAUCAGGAGGAGUCAGUGUGGACUUAUCAGGAGUCAGUGUGGACCUGUAAGUGUGGACUUAUCAGGAGGAGUCAGUGUGGACUUAUCAGGAGUCAGUGUGGACCUGUAAGUGUGGACUUAUCAGGAGUCAGUGUGGACUUAUCAGGAGUCAGUGUGGACCUGUAAGUGUGGACUUAUCAGGAGUCAGUGUGGACUUAUCAGAAGUCAGUGUGGACUUAUCAGGAGUCAGUGUGGACUUAUCAGGAGGAGUCAGUGUGGUCUUAUAAGUGUGGACUUAUCAGGAGGAGUCAGUGUGGACUUAUCAGGAAGAGUCAGUGUGGACUUAUCAGUAGUCAGUGUGGACUUAUCAGUAGUCAGUGUGGACUUAUCAGGAGUCAGUGUGGACUUAUCAGGAGUCAGUGUGGACUUAUCAGGAGUCAGUGUGGACUUAUAAGUGUGGACUUACCAGGAAGAGUCAGUGUGGACUUAUCAGGAGGAGUCAGUGUGGACUUAUCAGGAGUCAGUGUGGACCUGUAAGUGUGGACUUAUCAGGAGGAGUCAGUGUGGACUUAUCAGGAGUCAGUGUGGACCUGUAAGUGUGGACUUAUCAGGAGUCAGUGUGGACUUAUCAGGAGUCAGUGUGGACCUGUAAGUGUGGACUUAUCAGGAGGAGUCAGUGUGGACUUAUCAGGAGUCAGUGUGGACCUGUAAGUGUGGACUUAUCAGGAGUCAGUGUGGACUUAUCAGGAGUCAGUGUGGACCUGUAAGUGUGGACUUAUCAGGAGGAGUCAGUGUGGACUUAUCAGGAGUCAGUGUGGACCUGUAAGUGUGGACUUAUCAGGAGGAGUCAGUGUGGACUUAUCAGGAGUCAGUGUGGACCUGUAAGUGUGGACUUAUCAGGAGGAGUCAGUGUGGACUUAUCAGGAGUCAGUGUGGACCUGUAAGUGUGGACUUAUCAGGAGUCAGUGUGGACUUAUCAGGAGUCAGUGUGGACCUGUAAGUGUGGACUUAUCAGGAGUCAGUGUGGACUUAUCAGAAGUCAGUGUGGACUUAUCAGGAGUCAGUGUGGACUUAUCAGGAGGAGUCAGUGUGGUCUUAUAAGUGUGGACUUAUCAGGAGGAGUCAGUGUGGACUUAUCAGGAAGAGUCAGUGUGGACUUAUCAGUAGUCAGUGUGGACUUAUCAGUAGUCAGUGUGGACUUAUCAGGAGUCAGUGUGGACUUAUCAGGAGUCAGUGUGGACUUAUAAGUGUGGACUUACCAGGAAGAGUCAGUGUGGACUUAUCAGGAGGAGUCAGUGUGGACUUAUCAGGAGUCAGUGUGGACCUGUAAGUGUGGACUUAUCAGGAGGAGUCAGUGUGGACUUAUCAGGAGUCAGUGUGGACCUGUAAGUGUGGACUUAUCAGGAGUCAGUGUGGACUUAUCAGUAGUCAGUGUGGACCUGUAAGUGUGGACUUAUCAGGAGGAGUCAGUGUGGACUUAUCAGGAGUCAGUGUGGACCUGUAAGUGUGGACUUAUCAGGAGUCAGUGUGGACUUAUCAGGAGUCAGUGUGGACCUGUAAGUGUGGACUUAUCAGGAGGAGUCAGUGUGGACUUAUCAGGAGUCAGUGUGGACCUGUAAGUGUGGACUUAUCAGGAGGAGUCAGUGUGGACUUAUCAGGAGUCAGUGUGGACCUGUAAGUGUGGACUUAUCAGGAGGAGUCAGUGUGGACUUAUCAGGAGUCAGUGUGGACCUGUAAGUGUGGACUUAUCAGGAGUCAGUGUGGACUUAUCAGGAGUCAGUGUGGACCUGUAAGUGUGGACUUAUCAGGAGUCAGUGUGGACUUAUCAGAAGUCAGUGUGGACUUAUCAGGAGUCAGUGUGGACUUAUCAGGAGGAGUCAGUGUGGUCUUAUAAGUGUGGACUUAUCAGGAGGAGUCAGUGUGGACUUAUCAGUAGUCAGUGUGGACUUAUCAGUAGUCAGUGUGGACUUAUCAGUAGUCAGUGUGGACUUAUCAGGAGUCAGUGUGGACUUAUCAGGAGUCAGUGUGGACUUAUAAGUGUGGACUUACCAGGAAGAGUCAGUGUGGACUUAUCAGGAGGAGUCAGUGUGGACUUAUCAGGAGGAGUCAGUGUGGACUUAUCAGUAGUCAGUGUGGACUUAUCAGGAGUCAGUGUGGACUUAUCAGGAGUCAGUGUGGACUUAUCAGGAGUCAGUGUGGACUUAUAAGUGUGGACAUACCAGGAAGAGUCAGUGUGGACUUAUCAGGAGGAGUCAGUGUGGACUUAUCAGGAGGAGUCAGUGUGGACUUAUCAGUAGUCAGUGUGGACUUAUCAGGAGUCAGUGUGGACUUAUCAGGAGUCAGUGUGGACUUAUAAGUGUGGACUUACCAGGAAGAGUCAGUGUGGACUUAUCAGGAGGAGUCAGUGUGGACUUAUCAGGAGUCAGUGUGGACCUGUAAGUGUGGACUUAUCAGGAGUCAGUGUGGACUUAUCAGGAGUCAGUGUGGACUUAUCAGGAGUCAGUGUGGACUUGUAAGUGUGGACUUAUCAGAGGGAGUCAGUGUGGACUUAUCAGGGGGAGUCAGUGUGGAUUUAUCACUUUUAUAAGCUCAGUGUGGACUUAUCAGGAGGAGACCAGUGUGGACUUAUUAGAAAGAACUCAGUAUUGACUUAUAAUUCUGGACUUAUGAAGAGGAACUCAGUGUGGACUUGCAAGUUUGAAUUUAUCAAGAGAAGCUCAUUGUAGAUUUAUCAGGAGGAGCUAAGUGUUGACAUAUCAGGACAAACUCAGUGUGAACUUAUUAGAAGGAACUUAGUGUGGACUUAUCAGGAGGAGCUAGGUGUGGACUUGUAAGUGUGGAUUUAUCAGGAGAAGCUAAAUGUAAAAUUAUCAGGAGAAAUUAUUAGACAUCGCUCAGUGUGGACGAAUACGUUUGGAUUUAUCAGAAGGAGCUCAUAGUGGAUUUAUAAGUUUGGACUUAUCAGGAGGAGCUCAGUGUUGACUUACAAGUUUGAACUUAUAGGGAUCAGGAAAAGCUGUGUGAACUUAUCAGGAGAAGCUCUGUGUGAACUUAUCAGGAGAAGCUCAGUUUUGACAUACAAGUGUGGUCUUAUCAGGAGGAACUCAGUGUGAACUUACAAGUGUGGUCUUAUCAGGAGGAGCUCAGUGUGAACUUAUCAGGAGGAACUCAGUGUGAACUUACAAGUGUGGUCUUAUCAGGAGGAACUCAGUGUGAACUUACAAGUGUGGUCUUAUCAGGAGGAACUCAGUGUGAACUUACAAGUGUGGUCUUAUCAGGAGGAGCUCAGUGUGAACUUAUCAGGAGGAACUCAGUGUGAACUUACAAGUGUGGUCUUAUCAGGAGGAGCUCAGUGUGAACUUAUCAGGAGGAGCUCAGUGUGAACUUAUCAGGAGGAACUCAGUGUGGACAUUUUCAGGAGCUCAGUGUGGACAUUUCAGGAUCAGGAGGAGCUCAGUGUGGACAUUUCAGGAUCAGGAGGAACUCAGUGUGGACAUUUCAGGAUCAGGAGGAACUCAGUGUGAACUUACAAGUGUGGUCUUAUCAGGAGGAGCUCAGUGUGGACAUUUUAGGAUCAGGAGGAACUCAGUGUGAACUUACAAGUGUGGUCUUAUCAGGAGGAGCUCAGUGUGGACAUUUCAGGAUCAGGAGGAACUCAGUGUGAACUUACAAGUGUGGUCUUAUCAGGAGGAGCUCAGUGUGGACAUUUCAGGAUCAGGAGGAACUCAGUGUGAACUUACAAGUGUGAACUUAUCAGGAGGAACUCAGUGUGAACAUUUCAGGAUCAGGAGGAGCUCAGUGUGGACAUUUCAGGAUCAGGAGGAGCUCAGUGUGGACUUAUCAGGAGGAGCUCAGUGUGGACAUUUCAGGAUCAGGAGGAACUCAGUGUGAACUUACAAGUGUGGUCUUAUCAGGAGGAGCUCAGUGUGGACAUUUCAGGAUCAGGAGGAGCUCAGUGUGGACAUUUCAGGAUCAGGAGGAGCUCAGUGUGGACUUAUCAGGAGGAGCUCAGUGUGGACUUAUCAGGAGGAGCUCAGUGUGGACAUUUCAGGAUCAGGAGGAACUCAGUGUGAACUUACAAGUGUGAACUUAUCAGGAGGAACUCAGUGUGGACAUUUUAGGAUCAGGAGGAGCUCAGUGUGGACAUUUCAGGAUCAGGAGGAGCUCAGUGUGGACAUUUCAGGAUCAAGAGGUGCUCAGUGUGGACUUUUGAGUUGCAUAAGCUAAGGGUGGGCUCCUGAGUAUCUGUGCGGACAUAACAGUGUCAGGAGAUAACUCAGUGUGGACUGUUAUCAGUGUCAAUGUGGACUAUCCAGAAGGACCCAGACAGAGCAUCUCUCUACAUUGAAUAGAAAAGUGAAUCCAGGAUAGGUCUAUGCAUGUGACCCCCAGGCAUAGAAAACAAAGGAAGGAUUGUUCUUUCCACCUUUGAGAGAAUAGGAAUGUUUCCCUGAUCUGACACUUAGAGGAAGACUUGCACUUAGUGAGAUGCAGGGGGUAGGAAAGUGAGGAGGAGAGGAUCAGGGACAUGGAAUAGUGGAAGGAAUAAAGUGAGUGUGAAGAGGAGGAUGGAGAUAUAAGAGACGGGGAUAUAAGAAGGUGAGGACAGAUGGGAGACAGAAGGUGACUAGAAGGAGAAAGCACUAGUGGGAAGUGUGGGAAAAGUGUGAUAUUGGGAAGAAGAAGUAAGGUAGAAUAGAAGGCAGGAGAGUGGGAACAAAUCAGAGCUGAGAGAGAAGGAGGGGGUGCUGCUGUACUAGAGCUAACCCCCUAACAGGUCCCCCAGUGUGAGCGGAGGGAGAGGAGGAGAUGCUGCGAGGACAUUCUCUGCCCAGCACUGUCACCAGGAAAGCUCUGCAGGACAGCCGCAUCGCUAUGUGACUCCAUAUCCGACCGCAACAAGACAUGACCCCUCAGUCAGUGGAGGAUUGCCUACAGAGCACCCUGUCAUCCCUGUACCCUCCCUUUGAAGUGACCGCUCCGACUCUCCUGACCCAGGUUUUCUCAGUACUAGAGAGGACUUAUCGUGAGGAUCCUCUCAGAUAUACCUUUGAAUUCCUCAUACCAGCCAAGAGAAUUCUGCAAAAUGUACAACAUCAGGCAUGUUCUCAGUACAGUGGGUUUCUCUUCUUCCAUGAAGGCUGGCCACUUUGCCUUGGUGAGAAGGUCCUCAUUCAGCUGUCAUCCCUUCCUUGGCACUUUCUGAAAAAUGGGGAUUUCUACUUGCAAGUGGUGCCAUACUUGGAAUGUUCUCCAAGACUUGUACUAAAGUGCCUUUCUCAAGAUGGAAGUGGUGUCCAGGAGAUUGUGGUGCCUGAAUCUUCUCAUUCAUUUCUCUUUUCUGCUGAAUGGCUUAACAGUAUCAAUAAAGACCGUAGUACUGUACGUCUUGAGAACUGUCUAGCAGCCGUAGAGGAAAAAGUCCUUCGUCUACCAUGGUCUGAAAUAAUUUAUCCCCGUUUCAUUCACAAAGAAGGCUUCAUUGUAGGAAGGAAAUCCACUCCAGGGCCUCUAAUGCCACCACUAGAAUACAGAAGCCCCGGUGAUGGAGGGAUUGCCAUAGGAGAUUUGGUGGACCCCAAAAUUGGUGCUCAAUUGUCAUUUUCAAAUAAUCAAAAUGAGACUAUGGGCUGGAGAGAAGGUGCUGUAUCCCCCGUGCUGGGUUCUCUCUCUGGCUCAGUGACAGACUCAGUAGAGGGGGAGUAUGUUGAACUCAGCCCACCACAUGCAGAAUUAGUAGGAAAAGUGGAAAGUCCCAGAGACACAUGGGCAUCACGAGCCAAGACUGCCCCAAGUAGAAAAGGUAAAAAGAAAGGACACCAGGCAUGGCUGCAUCAGAAGAAGCCAGGAAAGGUAGGUUCUUUGAGCACUUUAAAGGGAAGAUCCCAAGAGAUAUGGGAAGACAGAUUUUGCACAGGUGAAGCUGAAGACCAAGCACAGUCUGCAGCAGAGGGACAGAAUUACUGGGAUGUUGAGACAACAAGUUAUUCCAAUGAGACUGAUGUGUUGGCUGAGUGGAGAAAAGGUUUGGAUCUCCUUCAAAGGCAAGAGAGAGACAUGAUUCCCGAGAGACGGGUUUGGGGUUCUUCUGAGAGACAGUUAUGGGAUGAUAAAGACUGUUCAGAGGAAAACAGGGCACCUUCCUGGGUUACUGAGAGAUCUGUCAGCAGAAAAGGUUCUCAGGAAGAGGACCGCUUAUCAGAGACACCUAAAGAAUGUUCUUUAAAAGUUGAUAGCCUUAAGGAAAGAGAGGAAUUGCUUUCUAUAGAAGGCACUGGAGAUGCUUCGGAUUGCCAAAGAAUUCCAACUGGAGACAGUUUGCAACUACCUGUAGAAAAACAAACAGAAACAUCUACAAAUAAUAAUUCCAGUUCUGCAGAUAGUUGUCAAAGUGAACCCCAGCCGGACUUUACAAAACAGUCACCUAAAGAAGCUAAACAGCCACUGGACACUCUGCCGGAGGUCUGUGAUUCAAGAGAAUCUUCGCUGACCAGGAAAGGCAGAACAUGGGCGGAUGGCCAGGAGACAUCAAGGAUAGAAAAGGAAGGGGAAAAAGAAGGGGACACUGCAACAGAAAAUGUUGAGGUUCCAUCCAAUGAAACAAAAAAACACCCAGAAAAAGAAAAACAUCCAGUUUGGAGUCAAGUUGCUGAUUUAUCCCAUAAGACUGGAAGAGGAAGGAGGAAAAAGAGGAACAAGAGGGCAAGGGGACCCAUAAGGACUGAGGCAAGGAAAGCAACUCACAAGGUUGGGCAGAAUAAAACCGAUACCAAGCAAGAAGAACCUGAACUUGAAACUGAAUCCAAAGAAGCAGAAAUAUCACCUGGAGUGGAAGAACCAACCACUUUGGUAGAGAAAGAACCAGAUCCAAAUUCUGUCCAGAGUCCUUUGCCAGAACCCCCUCUUAUUUCAGAUUACAAAUGUCUACACAAGAAUGUAAACUGGGACAUAUUGGAAUCCGGGGUCUUCUGUCUGACUGGAGGACAAGACCUGGACAAGAGAGCGCUGCUCAUGAUGUCUCCGGCCAAAGCACCAUCUGGAUUCAGCCAGAAAGACCUUCAGGAAACCAUUGUUUAUUUCUUCUCUCUUCUCAGGUCUGAUGUGCGUGAUUUGGGAAUGACCCUCAUUUUGGAUCUUCGAGAUUGCGCAGCCAACAAGGAGGCUUUUCUAGAAAUGCUUCACAACAGCAAGGACGCAGUCCACGGCUGUAUAAAUCGCACCUUAUUUGUUUAUGAUGAAGAGAAUGCUGCUACAUUUCAAAGUGACCUUCAACAAACACAGGUUGUAUUAGCAUCAGAACUGACAAAGUAUGUUGAGGCUGAAGAGCUCCCAGAGAGUCUUGGAGGAGAGAAGCCUUAUGUGCAUCUGGAGUGUGUGAGAAGCCAACGGUCUCUUAGCAAGCUCCACACAUUGUGCUGCGAUGUGCUUGAGUCACUGGAGAAGGUCACACAAGAGGCCAAAGAGGACACCACAGAGGACAUUAUGUGGUUAAUCUCCCAUCACCGAGAUGCCAUGAAGAAAGCCCUGACUGAUGAAAGAAUGCAGAGGUUGCAGAGAGAUGGUGGCACUCUUGUUGCCAGGCUCCAGAAGUCGCCUUACUUGAGAUUAUACGACCCAGUGACCUUUGACUUGUAUGAGAGAGUAGAUGAAGCUUUACAUAAUCUUGUCCAGCUGUCAAAUCAGAAACUGCAAGAUCUUGAGGCAAGAUUGCCAACACAAGGCUGGCGAGACAGAAGUGAGGAUUCUCAGAGUUUGCUGAAUACCCUAAGACAAGGAGACAUGAAAAUGGAAAUAAUUGGGGAGACAACUGAAGAGACACAAACAUCAGACGAGUAUCGUGUGCCAUUCUUAGAACCAAAUGGUCGCAAGACAGAGGUUGGUGUCAGGAUCCGUGGCCUAGAGGUCAGUAGUCGAGAGCUAGCGGACCGUACCUGCAGCCCCCCUCGUGGUCAUGUUCUCAGCAGAGGUGAUGGGAGAGGAGCAGAUGCCCCUUGGGGUGGUAUUCCAAAACCAGAUGGAAAAAGGUCUCCACAACGCUUGCUGUUAGACCUCCUUUGCUCUGAGCGGAGUUACGUACAGUCUUUGCGCCGGUCUCUGGAGGUCAGAGGGUCAUGUCCGGCAAGCCUGGCACUCAGAGGCAGCCUGGAGCAGCUCCUGAACUUCCAUACUCACUUCCUGAGAGACCUCCAGAAUUGUGUGUCUCACCCCUUCACUGUGUCAUACUGCUUUCUGCAACAUGCUGACCAGUUACGCUUAUACUCCCUGUAUGUGAAGAACAGACAGAAGGUUGAGCUGUUUCUUCCAUCCCCCAGCGGCAGUUUAAAGGGCAAGAAAAGGGACCAGAAGGAAGAGGAUGACUCUUGGGGUAUUCUUUAUAGACCAUUGGAGCAUUUGGACCAGUACCAGCGCUUUCUGGCAGACAUGAUGCUUGAAUGUGACCAGGACAGUGAACAGGAGCGACAGUCUCUACAUGCUGCCCGAGAACUUGUGGGCUCUCUCUCGCAUCAUGGGAAAAACCUGCUAGCUGCUGAAGCCAUCAGGGGAUUUGAGGUUGAUGAGAAGGAACAUGGCCGCCUUUUGCUGAAGGACGUGUUCACAGUAUUAUCCGGGAGAAAGAAAUCUUUUCGCCAUGUAUUUCUGUUCCAAAAACUGCUUCUGCUAAGCAAACUAAAGACAGCAGAGGGAGGUCUGGAGACGUAUGGCUUUAAACAGGCUUUCAAAACAGCUGACAUGGGCAUCACAGAGAAUGCUACAGAGGGAGAUACACGGAUUGAACUUUGGUUCCGUCGUCAGAAAUCAAGGGAAACAUUACUUCUGCAAGCUGAAACCACUAGUGUGAAGGAAGCAUGGACCAAUGAGAUCACAAAACUUUUGUGGGAUCAAGGAGGGUUGAGCAAAGAGCACCGCAUACAGGAUACCUCCACAAUUGGUUCCAGUCACCGUUCUUUCCUUGACAUAAAAGCUGGAUUCAAUGCAAUAAGUGAACGGACAGUUAGCGUUCUCCUGACCGCUAGAGGAUCCCGUACCAGAGCAUCUGUACCUCUUAACUCCUGUGAGCACAGCUCUUCCCCACCAUCUUCUCUUUCACUUACAUCAGGACCAAGCCCUCGGAGGCUGCGCUCACCUGGAGGAGUCUCUCUUCCUGAUAAAAUCAGUGAAGAGGGAGGUGACUUUUUCACAGGUGGACCAGUGUGCCUCAAAUCAAUCUCACCCAUUAUGGAAGGAGAAAAGCCAAAGGAUCUAACCAUUGAAGCAAUCUUCCCUUCCACUUCUGUGUAAAGAAGAAAUCAUUUCCAAAGCUUAUAAUAAAUGAACAUAAAUUGCCUGCACAGUGCCAUAACCACUGACCAAAAGGACUACAUACUCAGCAUGUCAAUGACCUCAACAGAUGACAGUGCUAAAACAUAUAAUUCGUAUACACAAUGCACCAAAUACAAUGCUGUCAGAAACGCAAAAAUCAUCACUCUCUCCUUGGUGACUGACUUUUCUGGAAACGAAGACCACUAACAAAGCUUAUGAAAAUUAUAAAAUGAUGGACUGUCAAACUGAAGGGAAGCUAGCUUCAGAAGAUCAGUACUUUUUCUCUAAAAGCCAGGGACUUCAUCUCUGUUAACUGAAGGUGCAAACAAAAUGGUCAUCUCAUUUUUGUAAACUCUUAAUUUAAAAUUUCAGUACAAGGAAAUGUCAGAGAGAUUUUGGGGACCGUCAUGGUGCAGAAAUAUGGUUUACAGUGUGAGUAUGCUUAAUCACAAUGAUUCUAAGAUUUGUCAAUGAACAUCCAAGAAAUCAGCUUUCUUUUCUUAUCCAUUGUGGGAUUAUACUGUAGCUUAUAAGAGGACUGGACACUGGUGAAAAAAAAAAGUGCAGGUCAGAAUAACCCCUCCUACUACUAACACUAGUAUCAUGUCUGUUAUGUGGAGUGUGCUAUGCAAGGUAAGACUGCGCUUAGUACGCCCACCCCCCUCCCACAAAAACUACCACACCUACACGCA